Molecule: messenger RNA, 2114 nt
Organism: Leptinotarsa decemlineata (Colorado potato beetle)
Lineage: Eukaryota; Metazoa; Arthropoda; Insecta; Coleoptera; Chrysomelidae
Gene: Dp
Product: transcription factor Dp
Biological process (GO): regulation of cell cycle; regulation of transcription by RNA polymerase II
Cellular component (GO): transcription regulator complex; nucleus
Molecular function (GO): RNA polymerase II transcription regulatory region sequence-specific DNA binding; DNA-binding transcription factor activity, RNA polymerase II-specific
Source: RefSeq, a predicted model, not a curated record
AACAUUUUAUUCAAUGACCAAUGAGAUCAAAUAUUUCCUACCCGCCGCCAAGUUUAUUUCUUCAUAUAUCUGCACGAACUUGGCUGGUUUUGUCGUGCAGUGUAUAAAUUAAAAUUGCGUUAAUUUUGUAAUGGUUUGGAAAUUAUGGUAGUAGAAUAAUCAGUGUAGUUAGGGAGCUAUUGAAAUAAACUUUAACUUUGAAGAUAUCCAAGUAUUUAACUUUAAUGUUAUGGUAUUACAGAAGUCGCCAUUUUGAGCUUCGAUACUUAUUAGGAAUGAUUUGGCCAGAUAUUUGAGUAUUUAUUAUUUUUGUAAUACACUUUACGAUAGAUAAAAUGUCUCAUCAGGUGAAUACAACAAACUGGCUGAUACAAGGAUCCAACGGCCAGCCACAAAUGAUCAAGUUGGUUCAACCUACCGGCAAAACAUUGGGUGGAAUAAUGACUUCAGCAAUGACUGGACAACCAGUCAAAAUUUUCAAAUCCUCUUCAUCAACAAAUGAAGGUGAAUCACCACAGAUAUUUACCACAGGAAAGUCACCAAAUCAAGUUUUGAGGACUAUAGGAACCCCAAGGGUGGUAACAAAAACUAUUCCAAUACAUGUCAACAAGAUGCCCGCCAUAAAAACAAUUAAGUUGACUCCUUCGCAAAUGCAAAAUAUAAAAUUUGCCACGACAGGGACCACGAAAUUUCAAAUUUCUCCACAAACUGCUACAGUACCUAUAUUCACAUCCCAAUCCACACAACCCGCUAAAAAUUUAUCUCCACCGAUCCUCACAAAAAGGAAAAGGCAAGACAGUAUUGAACUAGACUAUGCACUGGAAUCGAAAAGAGGCAGGAAAUCUGAAAAAGUUGGUAAAGGUCUGAGACAUUUUUCUAUGAAGGUGUGUGAAAAAGUCAAACAAAAAGGUGUUACGACAUACAAUGAAGUCGCAGACGAGUUAGUAGGGGAAUUUACUAAUUCCGUUAGUAUUAAUAGUUUGGCUGACCAAUACGACCAAAAGAAUAUCAGAAGAAGAGUGUAUGACGCUUUGAAUGUUCUUAUGGCCAUGAAUAUAAUAUCGAAAGAAAAGAAAGAAAUAAAAUGGAUUGGGUUACCAACGAACUCUCUACAAGAAUGCCACCAACUCGAAAAAGAAAUGCAGGCUAAGAUUACCACUAUAAGAGAAAAGGAGAAACAAUUAGAUGACUUGAUAUUGAAUCAAAUUGCAUUCAAGAAUUUGGCGCAAAGGAAUAAAGAAGCUGAAAGAUUACAUGGAAUACCACCGCCGAAUUCGUAUAUUCAGCUGCCUUUCAUUGUGGUCAACACAAACAAAAAGACUAUAAUCAAUUGUAGUAUAUCUAAUGAUAAGAUGGAAUAUCUUUUCCAAUUUAAUGACAAGUUUGAAAUUAAUGAUGACGUAGAAAUUUUGAAAUCAAUAGGAAUGCUAUCAGGUCUGGAGACUGGAAAUUGUACCCCCGAGAAUCUUGAGAAAAUGAAAAAUCUAAUACCGGGAUCUUUAUGGCCAUACCUUGAGAAAAUAGCAACUGGGAAACCGCAUUCUCUGGACUUCAUUCUCACAGCUGCCACCAUGGGUUCCAACUCACUUUCAAUGCUCAAUGUGGAGGAAUUCGUAGAAACAACUUUAGAUGAAGAAAAUUCCCGCCAGUCGUCUAGUUGCGACCCACUUUCUCCAAGUGCCCAAGAUUUUUCAGAUGAAGAAGUCGAGUCGGAUCUCUCCAGUGACAAUGAGCUGAACUAGUAUCCUGAGAGAGUCCGAGUUUGUGAUUUCUAUCAAAUCAUUCUUGAAAUAUGAACGUUUGACACCUAUGAUUAUAUGUACAUAAUAUCUACGUUUGACGAUGGAUUUAUUGAAAGGUAGCCCAAAGGAAAUGGGUUGAGUUGUUUAUAAACAGGCUUCCUAGUUAACAGUGCUCAAAGACGAAAUCUCAUGAAACGAACAGUGUUUUCUGUUUCUAUAAAGUGUUGUAUUAGCAGAUUCAGCUUUAAGUUAUCUAUUGUCCAGGGCAGAAAUUUGAAUCCACCCUUAUUUCAGUAUCAAAUCUGAACAACAUUUAUAACAUUUGGAAAUUUUGAUUAAAUCUUGUUAUUACUGAUACAAUUUGAAUCGAAA